Molecule: messenger RNA, 3383 nt
Organism: Protobothrops mucrosquamatus (brown spotted pit viper)
Lineage: Eukaryota; Metazoa; Chordata; Lepidosauria; Squamata; Viperidae
Gene: ATXN3
Product: ataxin 3
Exons: 11
Coding region: 10-1098 (362 amino acids)
Biological process (GO): protein deubiquitination
Cellular component (GO): nucleus
Molecular function (GO): cysteine-type deubiquitinase activity
Source: RefSeq, a predicted model, not a curated record
CACAUAAACAUGGAGGCCAUCUUUCACGAGAGGCAAGAAGGUUCUCUGUGUGCCCAGCACUGUUUGAAUAACUUACUGCAAGGAGAGUAUUUCAGUCCUGUGGAACUGUCUUCUAUUGCACAGCAGUUAGAUGAAGAAGAGAGAAUAAGAAUGGCAGAGGGUGGAGUUUCUAGCGAAGAAUAUAGAAUAUUUUUACAGCAGCCUUCAGGAAACAUGGAUGAUAGUGGUUUCUUCUCAAUUCAAGUUAUAAGUAAUGCCUUGAAAGUUUGGGGUUUAGAACUAAUCCUCUUCAACAGCCCAGAGUAUCAGCGGCUCGGGAUCAAUCCUAUAAAUGAAAGAUCUUUUAUUUGUAACUAUAAAGAGCACUGGUUUACAGUUCGAAAAUUAGGGAAACAGUGGUUCAAUUUGAACUCUCUCUUGACCGGUCCAGAACUAAUAUCUGAUACUUAUCUUGCACUUUUUCUGGCCCAGCUACAACAAGAAGGUUAUUCAAUAUUUGUUGUAAAAGGUGACUUACCUGAUUGUGAAGCUGAUCAAUUACUGCAAAUGAUUCGGGUGCAGCAAAUGCAAAGGCCAAAAUUAAUUGGGGAAGAGACGCUGCAAUCAAGAGAUGAGAGUGUGCAAAAACCAGACUUAGAACAAGCACUAGAUGUUAGCCCGUCCUUUGAUAAUACCAAUAUGUUAGAUGAAGAUGAAGAAAAUUUCCAAAAAGCACUUGCACUCAGCAGACAGGAAAUUGAUAUGGAAGAUGAAGAAGCAGAUCUCCGGAGGGCUAUUCAACUUAGUAUGCAAGGAGAACAUCGAAGUGGCUUCUCAGAUUGUUGCACACAGAACAUUCCACAUUCAUCUGCAACAGGCCAAACUGAAUCUCUCCCAUCAGAAGAAUUGCGGCGUCGAAGACAGGCCUAUUUUGAAAAACAUCAGCAGCUGCAAAAGCAAGGUCAGAUUCCACAAUUCCAUGGUGAAGCAGCUACAAAUUCGCACACAAUAGUUAAUGACACAGGAGGUGAUUUGAGUGAAAAUGAUAUGCUUCAAGCUGCUAUGAAUAUGUCCUUGGAAACUGUUACAAACAGCUUGAACGCAGAAGAAAAGAAAUGACAAAUAUUUAUUCUAAUCUGAACGCUACAUUCUGUAUUAAUUCUGUGUGGGUGGCAUAAAGGUAGGGUUCAUUUCAUUGAUGUACCAAAGCAAGAUAACAGUUGUGAGAUUUCAGACUGAGGAUCAGAAUUAAAAACAAUUUGGUUACUAUACAAUAAAAUCUCAUUAGUUUAUGGUUAUACUGUUGACCUUCUGGGUAAUUUCUAUUCAGUCAGAAGAACAAUGGGAAAAUGGGUGUUGAUAUACAAUAAAAUCUCAUCCAAUAUUUUUCUGAUCCAUAGAUGUUCAGGUUAGGUUUAUGGUAUCUGCAGAUCUUCGUAUAGGGAGCAGCUCUCUCAGUUGUGAUGGCUUGUUCUUGCAAGUUGUGAUCUUAACAGGAAGAUCAAGCACUCGCCUGAUUAUAGAGCAAGGCCUUGGAACUUUGCUAAAUAAGAUUAUGUGAAAUCUAAACAUUUGUAGUUUCACAUAUAUGCUCAAAGGCAUUCUAAGUAUCAUGUUUACAAUGCAUUGAAUUACCUGCAUGAAUUACUGUACAUCAGCUUAAUUCCAGAAUUUAAUUAUUUAACUACAUUUUGACUAAGAAUAGCAAGAGAUUUGCAGACCAUCAACCCUAUUUUGGAAGACUUUGCUAGAGUAUUACAAUUGUCAUAAAAUGGAACAUCCUGCUUUUAUUCUCCUGCUCCUCCAGAUCUGCCUCCAAGCAUUCCAAUCUUCCAAAGCUGAUUUGAAAGGCACCCUGGAGGAACCUACUCCAAUAACAGACUCAAGACUUAUUUCUUCCUUGUUUUGCUCUAAAAAUGCCUUUAGUAUUUUUUUACUAAAUGUUGGGCCAAUACUGGCUAUGAUGCACUGAUCUAGUAUAUAUAUACAUAUAUUCAGCCAACACCUAGAAUCUGAUUAACUGAAAUCAAAAGUGUUGGAUAUAGUUGAUAACUGUUAUUGUAAUUCUUAUUUCAAUUGGUAUUAAUAUUUUAUCUUUUGUUAGAUAUUUCUAUAAGUAUUAAUACUAUCAAGCUGGACAUAAGUUAUCUUUUACUGAAUCAGCUUAUUGGUCCAUUUAGGUUAAAAUUAUCUAUUCUGGCAGUGAUUCUCCAGUCUUAAGCAAGAAUCUGAAUUGCUUUUGAAUGGAGGAUAAGAAUUAGAAUUAAACUGGAACUUCCUACAUGUGUAUCACGUGCUCUGCCACUGAGCUAUAUAGCCUUUCCAAAAUUCCAUAUUAAUUUUGAAAUGAGGAAGUUGAAAAGAUUUUGAUGCCAUGAUUUCAGUGCCACAUUAUUAAUAUGCAUAACUACCAUCUGAAAUGAACCCUGCAUGGUUAUUUGUGUGUUAAAAAUGGAUAUACAUAAAUGAAUGUGUAUGAGAGUAUGUACUUUAUCAAAUGUUAAUGAAUGUCUUCUUGUAACAGAUUUGCGGCUUUUCAUGAAUGGUCUUCAUUCAUGCAUCUUACUGUUUAUUCUGUUUCUGUUACGAAGGGAAACUGGGAAGCAAAUUCUGUAAGCUAGUUUUAUUCUGAUAGUCAAAUAAUACAUAACAAAUAUUAUUGCAGGAUGACUGAAUUUGGCAUUUUGUAUUAAAAAUAUUUUUCUUUUUUGCAAAAGGUGUUUUAAGCAUACAUUCUGUUUACAUAUACAUAUUAAGGCUAUAGUUUUGGAUACAAACGAUAUACUCAUUAAACCUAUGGAUAUUUGCCAGAUACACAAAAAAAUAUUGAUUAGGUUUUGCAAAUUAUUUUAAAAUUAUUAUAUUGCACCAUGUUGAUGUGUCAUUCUUUGCUACUGAAUGAUUAGUAAAUGUACACAGAUUAUGGUACUAUAAAAAUACAAUAUUAAAAUUGAUUUUGAUAUUUGUUUACAAAAAAUGAUUUAAGUGGAGAGUUAAAUAUGAAAGUCAAAUGCCUCUUAUUUUCAUGUUUCAUAUGCUGUUGAUUUCUGUGAAACUAUUACAAAAGUACAAGCACUGCGAUUUGGUCCAGGGAUAAAUACUAUAAGAGUGUAUCUAGCUUUGCCAGUCAGUAAACUGAAGGUAGCUAUUUUAGAUCUGCCUAAUUUAUUUAUUAACAAAAAAUUAACUUACCAUAUUUACUGCAUGUUGUUUUGGAAAAAAAAACAGCAUUAGUUACAUAAAGCUAUAUGCAUUCAUUUUAAUUGUAUUUAAGCCACUACUUGAAAAGAAAUAUAUGAAAAGAUGUAUAGACGCCAUGAAAUGAAAUCAUACUAGUCUGUAAAGAUCAUAGUUUUAUUUUUUCUUACUUUUCCAAUAAAUUGUGUCCUUGUGGACAAGUUGAA